Messenger RNA from Procambarus clarkii (red swamp crayfish), 3177 nucleotides. RefSeq names its product carbohydrate sulfotransferase 10. Gene Ontology annotation, cellular component: membrane. The record is from RefSeq and is a predicted model, not a curated record. Gene Ontology annotation, molecular function: sulfotransferase activity; phosphatidylinositol-4,5-bisphosphate phospholipase C activity. Gene Ontology annotation, biological process: intracellular signal transduction; lipid metabolic process; carbohydrate biosynthetic process. Lineage: Eukaryota; Metazoa; Arthropoda; Malacostraca; Decapoda; Cambaridae.
UGAUAAAAUACCCUGAGUUGUUUCGUUUAAAAGCAACUUUUGGGGACGAAACAGGAAAAAAAGAACAAUGGGGGGCCGGGUACUUAUUCCUGCAACAAUAACCCUCUUUAAAAUAAUUAACAUCUAAUUUUACAAUUAUCCUUGCAUCGUAGCAAAAGUAAUUAACUUGCUAUAUGAACACUACGAAGACGAAUUAUGGCUCUCCGCGAAGACUGGACAAGGAAGUUACAUAAUGGUUUAGCGCGUGAGUGUGAGAAUGUGGAGAGUGGCAACACCAGCAGCAGCGAUCGAGGAGCUUCAAGACCUGCGGCUUGUCAGUCUCUCUACCCAGACGCUCCCGUGUUGGUUAUUUCCUCCCCUGGUGCUCCUCGCUCCAUUGUCAUUCCUCGUCCAAGUGUCAUAUCGGGGUGCCAUUCCUCUUCCAAGUGGCAUUCCUUGUCCGGGUGUCAUAUCUCGCCCAAGUGCCGGUCCUCGUCUGAGUGCAUUCCUCAUCCAGAGUGUCAUUCCUCGUUUGUGCAUCUUAGGAUUCUCUUUUAAGAUGGGGAUGAUUUUAUUUACCAAGUGAAAUAUAAUUGUAACAUAAUAUGUUAAUGCGGACUUUAAGCAUACUGUACCACUGGUAGUAUUUGAAAAGAAAAAUUAUAAUUUCCUCUUUUUAUUAAUAUAAAAAAUGUUAAGUAAGCGUUUUAAGAUUCUACUGGCACUUAUAACGUUCACUGCAAUAGUGUAUGUCCAUUUAAACGCCAAUGAACUUCUUUCUGAUUACAAGAUGACGGUUGCAACCAGAUUACAGCAAUUCUUGAACGGCACUCACUCCCCACAUAAAAAUAACAGUGUUGAAAGUCUCUUCUUGACCUGGGAGGACGAGGACUCUGGCAAGUCCUUGGAGAUCACGACACAUCCCACGGAACCCAUUGUAAAGGAGCAGACAGCACCUCCCACAGCGCCCACCACAUAUCCCAAGGAGCCCACAACACAUCCUCAGGAGUCCACAACACAUCCCAAGGAGCCCAUAACACAUCCUCAGGAGCCCACAACACAUCCUCAGGAGCCCACAACACAUCCCAAAACACCAACAGCACAUCCUAAGAAAUCCACAACAUAUCCCAAGGAGACCACAAUACAUCCCAAGAAGCCCACAAUACAUCCCAAGAAGCCCACAACACAUCCCAAGGAAACCACAACCCAACCCAAAGUACCACCGACACAUCCCAAGGAACCCACCAUACAUACCAUAGGACCCACCGAGCACUCCACGAACACCACAGUGCUCCGCUACACAAAGGUACAAUUAAGUGAUGCAGCAAAUUCCGAUCCAGACCCGUCUUGGAGCCCCGCUACCCAAGAAACAGCUGAGAACUUUGAAACCCAUGGAGGCCCUGGACAGGUGGAUUUCCCCAGCAUCAGUAACUGUACCUACAGCAAAAGGAAGCGGAAAGGUCACACCCACACAACCAAAGAUGUGUACCCCUGUAGGAAGUGGUUCGCCCCGGACCCCAACGACCCCUUCUGGCCUGUGGUUCUAAGUCCUUCCUACGGCAGGAGUCUCACAAGCCUAGCGCGCCGCCAAGAGGAUCCUCAGAUUGAGCAGUUGAUAAAUGAGCAACUAGUGGAGCAAACGAAGCGCGUUAACCUACUGGCCCAAACCUGCUCUAAGCACCCUGAAUUAUCAGUGCGCCAGUAUCUGCGCUUCGUGUGGGACACAUCCCGAACACCUCCUGUCAUUUACUGCCCAAUAUACAAGGUAGCCUCAACUACAUGGAUGGUGUACUUCCUUCGCCUCCGCCACAUCAAUGACCACGUACCGGAGCUCGACCAUUAUGACCCACAUACCAGAGAGCAGCGGAAAUAUCUGCCACGCUAUGGAGGCGGUCAUCGACGCGUGUUUAAGGAGUACAUUGAACCCAAGGAGAGUCAAGAGAAAAAACAUGUCUUCCAAGACGCUAUACGCUUCAUCGUCGUCCGCCAUCCAUUCGCCAGGUUAUUGUCUGCAUUCAGAGACAAGAUUGAGCGGGAGGAGCCUCGUCCCUUCACACCCUACUUCAAGGAUCUCCAACAAGCUAUUAUAAGCAAGUAUCGUCCAAGAGACAGCAACAUUACCUUAGCCACACCCACGUUCUCAGAGUUUGUGUACUACAUUAUUGACACCACCAAGAACUUCAAGACUGCUAAGGAUUGGGACACAAAUGUAGUGUGCUGGACUCCGUAUUGGGUGCAGUGUGGCGUAUGUGCUUCAGACUACCAAGUUAUUGUCAAAUUGGAGACGAUGGCUACCGAUGAGCAGUUUCUGGCACACAUUGCCAACUUGAAGGAGAUUCAGAAUGUUUACGAGUGGAGAAAUUUGAGGAAUUCACCAGCCGAAUCAUCUGCAACACGCUCUAAAUACUACAGAAGCUUAACCAAGAGACAAAUUUGGUUGCUCUACCAACGAUACAAAUUGGAUUUCGAUCUCUUUGGGUAUUCAGUUGACGAAUAUUUGGACCGCUGAGUUUAAAAUUUUGACUCAGUGCUUGAAAUAUCAAAUACAAUAUACUGUAUAGUCUAGUGCCAAAGUAAAGGAAUUUUGGGCAUACUGGCAUGGCGAAUACAUUUCUAAAUUCUACUUCAGGAGAAAGGGUUGGUUAUCAAGCCCCAGCGACCAGCGCUGUUAUGAAAUUCGAAGCCCAAUCCUUCUCAGAAUUAAGGUUUGAAAGCGUAUAACUGUAGUACCAGCUUUGUUGUGGAACUUUAAUUCGUAGUACAGUUGAUUGAUUGAUGAAGAUUAAGCCACCCAAAAGGUGGCACGGGCAUGAAUAGCCCGUAAGUGGUGGCCCUUUUGAGCCAUUACCAGUAUCAAGAGCUGAUACUGGAGCUCUGUGGAGGUGCGACUGCAACCUGCGUGACAGGAGAUGUCUCCCGUGGUAGUACAGUUAAAACUGCGAAGGGCGGUUGAAUGUGUAAGUAAUAAGUAAUUAUCAAAAGAAACUGCCAAGCAAAUAGAGAUUAUAAAUACAUGUGAUGAGCGGUGUUCAUUAAAGGAAUCAGAAGCUGAGGACUGUAUGGAGGGUGUUAAGUGUUAUAGUGAGGUUGAUUUAAACUUCUUUGCUCUUACAUUUAGUUAUAUUAUUAAUAUAGUUUAUUUUUUCAUACAAGAGCGUGUUUCUUUAACCUUACUGACUUCAUUCAAGUGGAGAGUUU